AUGGCAAAGUUUGUGAGUCUUGAGUUAAUAAAAUCCAUACAAGCUGCUUUGCAGAACUAUGAUACGCAGCUGCAGGAGAUCAAUCAAAAGAUAUGGUCAAACCCCGAACUUGCCUACGACGAACACAAAGCGCAUGAGAACAUAUGCAGCUUAUUCGAUAAUCUAUCCAAGGGUUACAAUGUACGUCGCAAGACAUACGGCCUAAACACAUCAUUUGAAAUUGAGUACAAACAUGGAGAUGGCGGGAGAAUUGUUGUCUUCAAUGCUGAAUACGAUGCCCUUCCUGGCGUUGGCCACGCCUGUGGACACAAUCUGAUCGCAACUGCCUCUAUUUCCGCCUUUAUCGCUACCGUCGAGACAAUGAAAACCAGAUUCCUGGACAACCAGGGAUACACCAUCCGAUUAUUGGGAACUCCUGCUGAAGAAGGAGGUGGUGGAAAACUGAAAUUGCUAGAUGCAGGAGCAUAUAGUGAUGUUGAUGCUUGUUUAAUGGUUCAUCCAGUGACCCUUGGCCACAACGAUGGCUCCGUGCAGGGCGUCCAAAUUGCAGGACCGGAAGGACUUCUAGCUAACAACAAAAUUAGAGUGAGGUAUAGCGGUGCCACUGCACAUGCUGCAGGUGCUCCAUGGGAAGGAGUGAACGCCCUGGACGCAGUAGUAUCUUCUUAUGUGAAUAUCUCGAUGCUGCGGCAGCAGAUCUUACCGACACAGCGAGUCCAUGGUAUUAUAUCAAAUGGAGGCGAUCGGCCAAAUGUUAUUCCAAAUACAGCAACUCUAGAAUACUACAUUCGGUCACCAGACACGAAAACGUUGAAAGCCCUAACCGAUAAAGUUUUGAAUUGCUUUAAAGGGGCGGCUCAGGCUACGGGGUGCAAAGUAGAGUAUGAAUGGAUUAAUAGCUAUAUGGAACUUAAAAAUAACAAGUCGAUUUGCGAAACCUAUGUCGCGACGCUGCAGGCUAUAGGCCAAGAGUGCGCGCUGGAUGAUCGUGGAUUGAAGGGAUCCCUGGAUGGUGCUUCCACUGAUAUGGGAAACGUCAUGCACUCUGUUCCCGGUUUCCAUGCCCUCUUCCCCAUUCCGACUGAGGGGGGAGCCGGUAACCAUACACGCGGUUUCACGUCUGGCGCAGGAUCAGCUGAAGGGUAUAAACGAAGCAUCGUGUGCGCUACUGGAAUGACCGUAGUAGCAUGUCGAAUUUUGGCAGACGAUAAAUUCGCAAAAUGUGUGCAAAACGACUUUGGACAGGCAUAA
Messenger RNA from Talaromyces rugulosus, 1251 nucleotides. RefSeq lists its product as uncharacterized. Lineage: Eukaryota; Fungi; Ascomycota; Eurotiomycetes; Eurotiales; Trichocomaceae. The record is from RefSeq and is a predicted model, not a curated record. The transcript is spliced from 4 exons. Gene Ontology annotation, molecular function: dipeptidase activity. The coding region runs from base 1 to 1251 and encodes 416 amino acids.